Phytophthora sojae is the source of this 1116-nucleotide messenger RNA. RefSeq lists its product as hypothetical. The transcript has 2 exons. NCBI's taxonomy places the organism in Eukaryota, Oomycota, Peronosporomycetes, Peronosporales, Peronosporaceae. Gene Ontology annotation, cellular component: nucleus; cytoplasm. Bases 1 to 1116 code for a protein of 371 amino acids. The record is from RefSeq and is a predicted model, not a curated record. Gene Ontology annotation, molecular function: ubiquitin protein ligase binding; protein tag activity. Gene Ontology annotation, biological process: protein ubiquitination; modification-dependent protein catabolic process.
AUGGCCCUUUCGAUUCCUGUGGCGUGGCGUGAUGCGCACCACCACGGGCUGGACGGCGUAGUCGAGAUCUGCGCCUCGGAUUUCACCAAGACCCAAGUGGAGGGUGCCUCCGUGCAAGAUUUGAUCAAGCUCGUCAACAAGAAGGUCCGGAAGGCAGCGCCAACGGAGAGCGUCGUCCACGAGGUGGCGCAGAUGCUGCUGCACGGCGUGCGGCCGCUCGAAAGGGGCUACUAUGAUGGUGUUUGUCACGACGCUCUCUGGGAGAAUCGACGCUAUUGGAUGCACACCCACGGAUAUGUGGCGUCCAUCAAGGCCAGGAUCCAAGACAAAGAAGGCAUCGCGCCUGAAGACCAACGUCUCACUCAUGCCGGCAAGCGCCUCCAGGACCACCUCACGCUUGCCGCCUACAACAUCCAGAAUUUGAGCACUGUGUAUCUGUCGGCGAGGCUGCUUGGCGGCUUUAAGGGCGCGACUCCAACACACACUUUUGCCGACGUCUCGGAUGGCUCGAUCAUCACGGCAGUGGGAUUUUCUCCGCACGCUCCCGAGUGGCGCCGCUGCAGCAAAGGACUGAACAUUGAGGGACGGUGCAGCAAUCCCUCGUGCCGAGCUUACCGCUGUAUGGUCAUCGACAGGAAGAGAUUUCGGCUGUUCAACCUCAUUCGAGAUGAUGAUAUCCGCUGCCCACUUUGCAGUGUCCACGUGACGCCUGUUACCUGCGGGUUGUACGACUGUUACUGGCGAUACGAAGGCGUGAAGGCGAACUCGCGUGUAUCUGUCAGCUCGGUGUGGGAGGAGGCCAGUGGCUACGUCUACCACCGCUUCAAUGCUGACGGAAACCAUAACUCCAUUGAAUGGGCGAGUCUCGUGAUCAUGGUCAAGUCGAUGGAUGAAGCGACUCCUGCGCGGUUGACGAGUGCGACAGAGUCUGGCAGCGUCAGCGAAGAUGAUACGUGCUCUAUCUGCUGGUCCUCCUUUGGCUGGCCUGCCAUCCGCGCGACUACUACGACGCACUGCGGCCACACUUUCCACCGCGUGUGCACUGAGAUGUGGUCCAAGCAGUGCAAGGCCAACAACACGCUUCCAAGCUGCCCGAUUUGCCGCAGAACGUUUUGA